Messenger RNA from Trichoderma breve, 2766 nucleotides. RefSeq lists its product as uncharacterized. NCBI's taxonomy places the organism in Eukaryota, Fungi, Ascomycota, Sordariomycetes, Hypocreales, Hypocreaceae. Bases 1 to 2766 code for a protein of 921 amino acids. The transcript has a single exon. The record is from RefSeq and is a predicted model, not a curated record.
AUGAGCUACGCGACGCGCCUGGUCCGGCGGGAUCCCGAGCAUGUUGAUCAUCCCAUAGGAUUGGGAUGGCUGCUUGCCAUUGCUCUUUGCGGUGGCAUUCUGCUUUUCACAACGGUUGGCUUGCUUCUCGUCUGGUGGGUGAAGAAGAGUCGUGGUCCUGGACCGCAGAUGGUUUAUUCAUUCGCGGCUCAAAACUAUGGGUUACCACCGUCGUCAUCGCGAUUGACCAAGCGACGGCUUCUGGGGUCUGAAUCAUUCUGCAAGCUAUCCAGUCGAAUUUCCAGCCGCUUUUCAUUCGUUGGGCCACAUGAUGAACCGCCUCCAUUACCAACACAUGAGAGUCUUCCGCUGCCUGAGAGGCGAAGGACCGUUUCGAGGGGCAGGAAGAGAUCGAGGAGUUGGGUGGACGAGGACGAUAUGCACGGACCCAGGAUGGCGAGAAACAAGAGGAACGCGCGAGACUCCUGGUUUGGGGGAGAUGGCCGAUUUACCAUGGCACCAACACUUCCCAACGUUGAUGUGGUUCCGGAGGAAGUGGAAAUGCAAGCUGAAGUGCCUCUGCAUCAUCCUCAGCCGAGAUGGCUGCCACGCAGCCAGACGGAGCCGAGAAUGGCUCCAAUGUCAAACACAUCAAUGCAUCAUAAUGGCGUACCAACAGGAGCUGGACCACCGAGAAUAUCUGUUCCUCAGCCAGCUCACGUACGGCCUUCAGUAACGGACUCGGAUCUCAAGGGUAUCUUGCGAUCAACUGAGCGGAGACUCUCUGAGAAGAAAUCACAGUCUCCUAUUAAGGGAUCCAGAUCAUCUGGUGUAAAUGGAUCACCCACAAAGACGAUUCACAGCCAUAACAGCCAACGCACCACAGCAUCUGGGAGAUCGAGCGGUAGCCUUCGCGUGUCGGGAAGUCCGCCUAAGAGAGGCCCAUCUCAGAAAAUAAGCGGCAAUAACUCUACGAGCAGUGUUGGCAGUGCUGCGAAUAGUCUGAUUGCGGCAGCGACCCAAGAACUCAAACUUCCAGGGGGUUGUUCAAGCCCCAGCAAGGUCAGAGGCGCUCGACGAGAGCAGCAGCAGCAGCAGCAGGACCGGCGGAUAGAGCCGACUGGAAGCUCUGACAGAACUCGAAACACAACUGAUCAGUCACAAAGUCUGCAAAGGCACAGCCCUCCACGAAACAGCCAACAGAGACAGAACACUCAUAUAGCGAUGAUGAUGGUUCCUCAGAUGCAGACCGCCCAAAUGCAAUUCCCCCAUCUGCAAUAUCCGCAAUUGCCUCCCCCGCAAGUACAGCAUCACUCGAUGCCACCACCACAGCAACGCCCCUCACAGAGAAGCCCCGAGCGUCGAAUGUCCUUUGACAGCGACAAAUCGAGUUCGCUUUCCACCCUUUAUAGCACAAACGAGCCGGAAGAAGAGAGACCCAGGCAAAGACAGGUGGAUGACCCCUUUGUGGAAAAGGGGGGACCAAGGAGGUGGCCAAGCUGGCAGGCACGGCAGCGCCCUGCAAAUGUCGAGUUACAGAGGCGGGUAAAGACGCUCAGCUCACCUUUAUUGACAAGAUUCAUGGCGGGCGAGCCUUCCUGCCCGCCGCCAUUGAGGCCUCUCUCAGCGAUGUCACCGCCCGAUAUAGGAUACGGGGGCUUGAUGUCUCCCCUGCUGCUCGAACCGCAAUCGGCAGAAUAUGAGACAAAUGCCGGUGCCAACGGAUCUGAUUUUUCACAGAUUCCGUAUCUUCCUCAGGCUCCAUCGGAAAUCAGCUUCGUCUCGAUGUCAGUUGAUUCUGAUGUGACCGAGGUUCCUGCAAAUGAGACAGCCAGAGUCGACUGGAUUGACAGCAGUGACUCGGCAUCAUCCAGUCCCACGACACCAACGGGAAGAUCAAAGUUCUCUGAAAUGUCGUCGUCCUCAUCACCCUAUGACGAGCGAGAGAUUAUGUCCCUCUUGAUGGCCACGGCACCGUCUCAGCGAUCCCUGCCGCUGCCUCCGCCUAGCAUCACAGGCCCAGAUGGCAGCAUCGUCACGAUCCUCUCGCCAGCGCCACGAGGCGGCUUGAUGCGACAAGCUUCCACUGCGAGCUCUACUUACACUUUGGAGUCUUUCAUUGCCGAUCACCAGGCGGGUGCGUUAACGUCCUCGCCUUCUCAUCGAUCCAUCCACGGCCCUCGACUGAGCAGCACCAUCGCUGAGCUUCGUCGCAUGAACAGCGUAUUGAGUACAUACAGCGUGGCGUCUUUGGCUUCAGCAAUUGGUGAAGAGGGAGAUUCACCUACUCUACCAGCCUCGCUCAGCAGCAGCGGCAGCGGUGCGUUGGCGAAAUCGCGGUCCAUCCGCUUCAGCACCGCAAACAUUGGCAGCAAACACUAUCUCAACGUCGGAAACACAAAGUCCAUGGUCACCUCCCGAUACAGCACACGAGGAGCACGGCACCGCCGCUCAGAAACUUGCCAUUACGGCAAAGAUUUCCAAGGGCUGGGGCUGCGGUUGUCCUGCAUCUUGGACGAAGCGCUUGAUAGCGAGCCGCAGAUGCAGAUGCAGCGGCAGACGCAGAGCCUCAACCUCAGUUAUAAUAAGCCUAGUGUCGAAAUCAUUGAAGGCAUCUCGCCGAAGAUGCUGAAACAGAAAAUCAGCCCUGUCGAGGAGCUUAUUGAGGCGGACCCGCAACUGGAUCUGCGUCGAACGAGUAUAGAGAGCUUGGGGCUCUAUGACAAGGACGGGUUUUUGCUCAGCUCGCCGGAAAGAGACGCAAAGAAGAAACGCCUAAGAGCGUAA